AUGUUGACAUCCCCAUCCUCCUCAACAAUCAAUUCCAAGCAUAGCAACAUCACGAUAACUACUGCGACCAACACAGCCAACAACAUUUACCUCAAAGGCCAACACCAGGAACAUCAUCCGUAUCGACCAUUGCCUUCCGUCUUAACAGACUUUUUCGCAUUCAAGUUGUGUGAUCUCAUUCCCACUCGACCAUUACCAGCUGGAUCAAAACGUACCGCACCUGAAUUAGUUUAUUUUAUCUUGAAAAUCACAUCACAAGCUCGCAUAUCAUGUCACAUUGCUGUUGUUGCUCUGAUUUAUAUAGAGAGAUGUAAAGCUGCACUCCCAAAAAAUGCAAUUGGCGACCAAGAUACCAUUCACCGCAUCUUUGUAGCUUCGUUACUUGUGGCAUCAAAAUAUUUACAUGGCACAUGCUGGGGCUCCAGCCAAAAUAUUGUUCCAGAAGAACAAACGUCAACAGAGGAGACACCUGUUUGGUUGAAUAAUGCACGCAUGGCCAACAUUUGCAGUCGAUUCUACACAUUGCAAGAAAUCAAUCAACUGGAGCUAUCCUUUCUGAACCUGAUUAAAUACAAUUGCUUUGUGAAUUCAAUUGAGGUCCAGGAAUACCUCGUUUUACAUAGACAGGACUUACUAUUGUAA
This is a messenger RNA of Mucor velutinosus, 642 nucleotides long. RefSeq names its product Mitochondrial distribution and morphology protein 12. NCBI's taxonomy places the organism in Eukaryota, Fungi, Mucoromycota, Mucoromycetes, Mucorales, Mucoraceae. Bases 1 to 642 code for a protein of 213 amino acids. Gene Ontology annotation, biological process: regulation of cyclin-dependent protein serine/threonine kinase activity. The record is from RefSeq and is a predicted model, not a curated record. The transcript has 3 exons. Gene Ontology annotation, cellular component: nucleus; cyclin-dependent protein kinase holoenzyme complex. Gene Ontology annotation, molecular function: protein kinase binding; cyclin-dependent protein serine/threonine kinase regulator activity.